Molecule: messenger RNA, 1524 nt
Organism: Chaetomium strumarium
Lineage: Eukaryota; Fungi; Ascomycota; Sordariomycetes; Sordariales; Chaetomiaceae
Exons: 1
Coding region: 1-1524 (507 amino acids)
Molecular function (GO): FAD binding
Source: RefSeq, a predicted model, not a curated record
AUGAUGGACCUCCGACUCCGAGCAACUUCCUGGGUCUACCUCCUCCUCUGCUGCCUUGGGACGGUGUAUGCCGACACCUGUUCUGAACUGCGCGACAAUACUGACAUCCAAGUGUCGGGCCCCCUCGAGCUCUCCUACAUUGGCGAGCAAUCCGAGUACUGGUCAGCCUCGUGCAGCGCCCUCAAGCCAUCGUGCAUCAUCUUCCCCAGCACCGCCGCCGAGGUUGCCGCCGUAAUCCGCGUGCUCAACACCAACAAUGAGUCGUUCGCCAUCAAGUCCGGCGGCCACAACCCCAACAACUACUUCUCCAGCGUCAACGGGGGCCCCAUCAUCUCCACCCAGAAGCUGGACCACGCCAUCCUCGACCCGGCCACGGGCAUUGUGGACGUGGGCCCCGGCAACCGGCUCGACAGCAUCGCUGCCAAGCUGCAGGGCACGGGCUGGACCUUCGUUGGCGGGCGCAUCGGCAACACAGGCGUCGGCGGGCUCGUCCUGGGCGGCGGGCUGUCGUACAUGUCGGCCCAAUACGGCUGGUCGGCGUCCUCAGUCCUGUCCUACGAACUCGUGCUCCCCAACGGCACCAUCACCACCGUGACAUCCACCUCCCACGCGGACCUUUUCGUCGCGCUCAAGGGCGGCGGCAACAACUUCGGCAUCGUAACCAACUACCGCCUGCAAGCGCAGCGCCAGGGGCUCGUCUACGGCGGCAACCUGGUCUUCCUGCGCGGCAGCGACACGUCACUCGACGCGAAGCUGCUCUCGGCCGUGCGGGACUUCACACAGCACAACACCGACGACCGCGCCGCCAUCAUCGUCACGGCCGAGCGCACCAAUGCCAACCUCCUCGACAGCUGGAUCCUGUUCCUCUUCUACGACGGACCCGCGUCGGCUGUGCCCCCGGGCACCUUCACCAACUUCACCUCCCUCCCGGGCUUGGUCACCAACACGCUUCGCACGCGCACCUACGCCGACUUGAUGGCCUCGUCGAACUGGGUCGUGCUCAAGGGGUUCCAGGUGCAGAUCGGCACCGAGACCAUCCCGCUCCCUUCGGCGGAGAAGGUAAAUAAGGUGCUGGUCGAGGGGAUCCAUGCGCACUGGCGCAAUGUUAGUGGUACCACACUGGCAGUGCCGGGCAUUGUGGCGUCGAUCGCGUACCAGCCGUUUCCGCGGCGCAUUGCGCAGGCUGCGCGGGAGAGGGGGAGGGAUCUGAUUGAUGCCGAUGCGGGGGCGGAUCGGGUGAUUGUUGAGCUGAACUAUGCGUUCUUGUUGCCCGCGGAUUAUGCAAGGAUGGAGGCGAAGAUGAGGGAGACGUAUGAGGGUGUCAGGGAGAGGGUUGUGCAGUGGCAAGAGGAAGGGACGUUGGAACGCGGUGUGUAUUGUCCGGUGUUUAUGAAUUAUGGGUUUUAUCAGCAGGACUAUUGGGGACGGUUGAGGUCGGAGAGUAGGGAGUUGGCGAGGCGCGUGGCUGAGGAUGUUGAUCCGACUGGGUUGUUUAGGGAGAGGACUGGGGGGUGGAAACCUUGA